AUGUUAGCCGAAGACGAUGCUACGAGUGUAUGUUCUAAAGUUGUCUCACUCAUUGUUGACGUACCAUGUCAUGGUAUGAAUUUGUCUCAUCGUUUUCCUAACAUUCAUACUCUCACCGUUCUGUCAACACAUAAACCUGAUCUUGGUAAUUUUCGUCGACUUCGACAUCUGGUGACGAAUAACAUGGAAUUGGUUUCUUGUCUCGCACAACGCAUCAAUACACUAACACUGAUCAAUGACAAUGGUGCUAACUUCAAGACAAUUAUUUGCUCACAUGUGCACCACUUGACUAUUUCCAAUUUUUACGUCAAUAAUGUGAACACAAUUACUUCGCUUAUGCCGUGUUUUCCCAAUCUUCAUUCCCUCCAUAUUCAAUUUCGAUCAAAUGCUGCCGUGUUUCGCGACAGUCUUGAUAUACUAUUUGAUGUUCAACAAAGGCCUGAUUUUAAAUUACUUCGUACGAAUUGGAUUCCAAUGGAUUUUCAUGACUACAAGUCCAUCAAAAUGUGGAUCGCUGACAAUACAGAACUUAAAUCGAGAUCGAUCCCGUUUCAUGGCCAUUGUGAUGGUAAAUCUUUGACUGUUUGGCUUUGA
Molecule: messenger RNA, 594 nt
Organism: Rotaria sp. Silwood2
Lineage: Eukaryota; Metazoa; Rotifera; Eurotatoria; Philodinida; Philodinidae
Source: the annotation of a GenBank genome assembly